CUUCGCUUUGCAAAAAGCCACAGAGUUGGGUCGAUCACGGAGACCUGGGGCUGCUCCUUCUCACAGGAACCUUGGAUUCCCUCAUGGACCAGCCAGGAGCUCCGUGCUGCAACGCUGCCAGGCUGCUGAGAUGAAAAUGGGCUUCCCUGCAUGGCUUCUCACCCAUGGAUGGAAAUGAUUUGGGGUCUGCCUUCAUGCCAGUUAACACUUCUUGACGCUCUGUCCGUGCAAGACUGACAAUAAAUAACCCUCUCGAGCGCUGUGGAGAGAUGGAAACUGCAGCUGAGGAAUGAUUUUGGGGAGAGGAAGACAGAAAAGCACAAGCAAACUGUUAUGGAGGUGCAAAUACUCUUCUAAAGGAUUCGGCAAAUGCACCAGUUUAGUGCCCCCACAGGGAACAUCUUUGCUGAUCUGCAGGACCAUCUCUCCUGGCCAUGGAUAAGUUCACAAACGGGCAGCCAGGCCCAGCUCAGAGGAACAGGCUCAUAGGAUUGCUGGAAACAGAUGACAGCAUCCAGGAAGAUAAACCUGCCCCGAGUAAAAAAGAAGAAAGGUCAGGACAUGGAAGGAAAGGAGAGCCACAACCCUUGGAGACACCUUAUCAGAAGGAGAGCAGUGACUUUGCUCCUAAAAUCAAGGUUAAUCUGAAUUAUCGGCCAGGACUCGUCAGCAACCAGAAGGAGCCGAAUCGCUUUGACAGGGACCGGCUGUUCAGCGCCGUGGUCAGGGGCAGCCCCGAGGCUCUGGAUGGUUUGCUGGAGUACUUAAGGAGGAACUCCAAAUUCCUCACCAAUUCCGAGUACACAGAUGCAAAGACUGGGAAGACCUGCUUAAUGAAAGCCCUGCUGAACUUAAAAAAUGGGAAGAAUGACACAAUCCCAGUCUUGCUGGAAAUAGACCAAAAGACACAGAACCCCAGGCCACUUGUCAACGUGUCGUGCUCUGACUGCUUCUACAGAGGCCAGACCGCCCUGCACAUCGCCAUCGAGAAAAGGAGCCUGGAGAUGGUGAAACUGCUGGUGGAGAACGGAGCUGAUGUCCACGCCAGAGCCCACGGGGAGUUCUUCAGGAAGAAGAAAGAAGGAGUUUACUUUUAUUUUGGUGAACUUCCCCUCUCCUUGGCUGCCUGCACCAACCAGCUGGAUGUGGUGGAUUAUCUUUUGAACAACCCCCACCAGAAAGCCAGGCUGCAGGAGCAGGACACCCAGGGCAACACCGUCCUGCACGCCCUGGUGAUGAUUGCAGAUGACACCGAGGAGAACACCAAGUUUGUGAGCACCACCUACGUGGAGAUCCUGAAGGCGGGCGUGAAGCUCGACCCCACGUGCAAACUGGAGGAGAUUGUCAAUUAUGAUGGCUUAAAUCCCCUGCAGCUUGCUGCCAAGACAGGCAAGGUGGAGAUCUUCAGGCACAUCAUCCAGAGGGAGAUCAAGGACCCCCCGUACCGGCACCUGUCCCGCAAGUUCACCGAGUGGACCUACGGCCCCAUCCACGUGUCCCUCUACGACCUGUCCUCCCUGGACAGCUUUGAGGAGAACUCCGUGCUGGAGAUCCUGGCCUACAGCAGUGACACCCCGAACCGCUACAAGAUGGUGGUUUUGGAGCCACUGAACAAACUGCUUCAGCAAAAGUGGGAAACGUUUGCUUCCAAGAGAUUCUACUUCAGCUUUGUCUCCUACCUGUCAUUCAUGAUCAUCUUCACAGCCAUUGCAUACUAUCAGCCCUUAAGGGUAAAGCCUUCCUUCCCGGUGGAGUUCACAGCUGGAGGCUUCCUCUGGGUCUCUGGACUGAUCAUUAUCUUGUUAGGAGGCAUUUAUCUGAUCUUUGCUCAGAGCCUGUACCUGCGGAGGAGGCGCCAGUCCCUGAAGACCAUGUGCUCUGACAGCUGCAUCGAGAUCCUGAUCUUCAUCCAGGCGUUCUCCCUGCUGCUCUCAGCGGUCCUGUACGGAGCCAGCUCGGAGAACUACGUGGCAGUGAUGGUGUUCUCCCUGCUGCUGGGCUGGGUCAACACCCUCUACUACACCCGCGGCUUCCAGCGCACCGGCAUCUACAGCGUCAUGAUCCAGAAGACCAUCAUGAGAGACCUGCUGCGUUUCCUCCUGGUUUACAUGAUCUUCCUCUUCGGCUUUGCUGCAGGUGAGCCCUCUCUGGCUUCUGCGUGGGCUGAGCUGCUCAAAGCAUUUCCUGAGGACUCAGCUUGUGUUUUUCUGCCAGCUCUGGUGACGCUGAUGGGCGAUGCCCCCUCGGUGUCUCAGAACAAGUCCCUGGCUCACCUGGAGAGCUCAGGAAGCCACGCCAUGUACGGGGGGCUGCUCAGCGUCUCCCUGGAGCUCUUCAAGAUCACCAUCGGCAUGGGGGACCUGGAUUUCCAGGAGCACGCCAGGUUCAGGUACUUUGUCAUGCUGCUGCUGCUGCUGUUUGUGAUCCUCACCUACAUCCUGCUGCUGAACAUGCUGAUCGCCCUCAUGAGCGAGACCGUCACGGAUAUUUCUGGCUACAGCAAGAGCGUCUGGAAGCUGCAGAGGGCAAUUGCUAUUCUAGAAAUAGAGAAGGCCUGGCUGUGGCGCCAGGGUGGGAAGAGGAGAUCUGGCUGCUUCAUGUCAGUGGGGCUCAAUAAGAAAGAUGAGAGGUGGUGUUUCAGAGUAGAGGAAAUUAAAUGGGCAGAUUGGGCAAAGGAUGUGGGAGUUCUGAAGGAAGAACCUGGAAACACCAGUGAUUCAGAAAUAAAUCCAGAAGGCUGGUUCAUUCACCCUGAAAAGCCACGUCAAGGUGCAGGUGACCUCUCCUUGGGACAAUCUUUGGUUUCCCUGGUGGUGUCCAGGACUUUGCAGGAUCUCUGCAGAACGUGAUUGUGCUCUGGAAUAAUUCAUGAGAUUCUGGAGUGUUGGUCAGCAUUGCU
This is a messenger RNA of Lonchura striata (white-rumped munia), 2899 nucleotides long. RefSeq names its product transient receptor potential cation channel subfamily V member 2. Gene Ontology annotation, cellular component: plasma membrane. NCBI's taxonomy places the organism in Eukaryota, Metazoa, Chordata, Aves, Passeriformes, Estrildidae. The record is from RefSeq and is a predicted model, not a curated record. Gene Ontology annotation, molecular function: protein binding; calcium channel activity. Gene Ontology annotation, biological process: calcium ion import across plasma membrane.